This is a messenger RNA of Eremomyces bilateralis CBS 781.70, 231 nucleotides long. RefSeq lists its product as uncharacterized. Gene Ontology annotation, molecular function: protein binding. The annotation marks the transcript as partial. NCBI's taxonomy places the organism in Eukaryota, Fungi, Ascomycota, Dothideomycetes, Eremomycetales, Eremomycetaceae. The record is from RefSeq and is a predicted model, not a curated record. The transcript has a single exon.
AUUGCCUCAGCCUCAUAUAAUAAGACAGUCCAGGUCUGGUGUGCUGACACGGGCGACUGCGUCCAGACACAUAACGGCUAUGGCGACUUGGUUACCUCUAUGGCCUUCUCGCAUAACUCUGUCCUUAUCACCUUGGCCGCGCGUGAUAACAUAGUCCGGGUCUGGCGUGCUAAUACCUGCGAAUGCAUCCAGACACUUGAGAGCCAUGGCGGCUCGGUUACACACCAUUCA